Molecule: messenger RNA, 290 nt
Organism: Adineta ricciae
Lineage: Eukaryota; Metazoa; Rotifera; Eurotatoria; Adinetida; Adinetidae
Source: the annotation of a GenBank genome assembly
AUGGUACAAGAGCGACGAGAAGAAGAUCGACAAAUGGCAAUUCUAAUGCAUGAAGAAGACAAAAAUCUAUCGCGUUUGCAACGUGAAGAAGACCUCAACGUGUUAAAACAGCAAUAUGAAGAAGAUCAAGAACUUGCUCGUGUUCAACGUGAAGAUGAUAACCAAACGGCUUAUGCACAGCGUACGCACGACUUGCGAACAGCGAUAGAUAAACGACGACAAGAGUAUGCGUUAGCCGAAGUGCAACGUAGUCUAUAUCAGCAGAAGCGCGCUGAUGAACUUGGAGUUAA